Molecule: messenger RNA, 421 nt
Organism: Caenorhabditis angaria
Lineage: Eukaryota; Metazoa; Nematoda; Chromadorea; Rhabditida; Rhabditidae
Source: the annotation of a GenBank genome assembly
AUGAUGGCAUCCAUUUUGAGAACCCUUGUUUUAUUCCAAUUAUUUUUGAGUGUUGUUUCAUCAAUGAGUCUACUCGAUGCAUACAGAUCAGAAAAAUUGACGAGAAGAAGAAUCGGAAUGUUGAACACUGAUUUCCGACCGAUUUCGCAUUUGAGAGGAGAAGAUGAUUGGGUAAGUUGCAAACAAACAAAAUCGGCCGAAACAAUUUGACCUUCUUCGUUUUUUUCAGCAAAAGCAAAUCAAUGAUAACUUUUCACCAAACCAGUUCAUGGACGAAAACGGUGUUGUCUAUGACAUGGACCCUACUAUCAAUGAUAGAAUUUCAACAUUCUUCAAUACACAAAGAAUCAACAACAGUAGAUUUGGUCGCAAGAAGAGAAGUUAUGUCUUCCCACGUGCAUUCAGACAUGUUGCUCACUGA